CUAGGUACAUAUGUGAAUUUCCCUCCCCCAUUCAAGACCAUUCAUUUGUGCGCGGGAGGUAUGCUGCGCUGCGAGUGUGCAUUGUCGAUUCGCCGCCACCGUGCGCCGUCCGGCGUCGUCGUUUUCGACGAGAUGUGUUUGGCGCGGAAACUUGGCGCAUAAACGCGUGAGCUUUUGUUAGUAUCAUUUUAACCGUCGCUUGUUUUGGACACCUCACAACCGGGUUGUGGCUUUUGGCUUCUUUACGUGGUGGCCAGCACCGAAUGGUAUCUCCGAGGAAUAACAGUGCACUAAAAACGUUUAUUACUACCGGUUCUGAGUUCAGUUUGGGACGUUUUCGUAACCCAGUUGGGGCAGGUUACGUAGCGAUAAUUAGCGAGUGUGCUGAGAAUUUCAGGUAGAGCUACAGAGGGCAGCUGAUCGUAGAUGAAGGAGAACAUAAACUCAACAAUUAAUUAGGGCUGUGAUCAAUUGGAUUGGAAAACAUGCGAUUGAAGAUGAAUGUGAAUCUCAGAAUGAAAUUAGCUUUAGUACUAUCAUUGACCUUAUCACCCAUAUGUGCUGUGAGUGCUAUUGAAACACCAGAACCAUCGUCACUUUUACGACCUCGCGACAUCAAUCCACAUCCAUACGGCAAUGCCUACGAAGGAGUCAGCAUUUUCGAUAAAAGCAUCAUCACCAACAGCGAAAAGUUUAUGGAGAAUUUACUUAAUCAAGCUCCCAUCCAAUUCCCACGUGUUACCGAUAGUGCAGCGAUGAAUGCAUUGCCGCAUCCAUACGAGAAGUUCGCUCUGAAAGAACGACUCGCCAAAACGGAACGCUUUUCCGGCGGAGAUAAUCAAAUCGUCAAGCCAGCGUACAGGGCUCUUGCUAAAUAUGCAGCCCGGGUUCUUAAUGGACAAGUGGGGAACACCUUGGCUGAGGAUGAGUUGGAUCAUUACAAUGAAGCAACUAAUCUCAAGAAGCAUUACGCUUUCUCCUAUACGGUGAAGGACUCUGCGUCGGGAGACGACUUUUCACACACCCAGCAACAGCAGAUCGAUGGAGCGGUCAAAGGCAGUUAUAAAGUUCAACUGCCGGACGGACGAAUGCAGAUCGUUAAAUACAUUGCGGACAAUAAUGGCUACCGAGCGGAUGUGACCUACGAGAAUGACAACGGUCAAAAUACGUUCAACCACGUGACAGCAGCUCCCACAGUGAUCCAACGCCCCAUAGCAGCAGUUCCAGUCGCAUCACCACUAGAAUCAGCUCAACCCAUUUACAAUUACUACAAAAGACUUCAACAAUCCCAACAAUACGUCCAAAGGCCUGUCCCUAUUCGACAAGCGCGUCCUCAACAGACGAUCUACUACUCUCAAGCAACUCCAACUCAAAUCCCUGCCCCUUACUACCCUGCCCAAUUGAGAGUCAACGAUGUCAAGAUCCAUAGCUACAAUACCGGUCCACAUGCCAAUUCUCUAAUCAGAUCUACCAUAGCUCCGUCUCAAGGAUCUUACAUCACAUAUCAACCGGCGUCGAACAUUGCGUACGUUUCCUCUACCCCCAAUCCCGUUCAAAUCCAAUCCAACACCUUGGCGCAAGCAGGGCUUAUUCCGGUGGUUGUCACAACGGCCCAACCUGCGCCUUAUCCCGUCUACAGAGACAUCAACGUAACUCCACCGAGCAUAGGGCCAACACUCCGUCGAACAACCAUCUACGCCAAUCAGGCCACACCCCGACCCAUCGCUUACACCCCGGUGGCACCUGCUGCAGUUCAAAGCAGUCAACCGGUGGCGGACUACGACUACGUACAAAUUCCGGCCAGCAACCACGUGUACAAGCGGAACACCGACAAGGACAGCCAAGUCACCAAAAGUUCUGUCCAGUCGCAACACAAAAAGAAAUCCCUAGAAUAAUAGGGUGCGUUAGCGAGAUAUUCAGUGAAUAGCACUCUAAUCAGCGUAUGAAUCUCUAUUAGAUUAGGUAGGGCAAUUGCUCUCGAUAAUUAGCGGUAGUGUCUGUUGUAAAUAAGAAUUCCUAAUAUAAAUGAAAUUUAUCACAACAAUCCAAACUAGGUGUCAUAAAGCCUCUUAUGCAUGAAGAACGAAA
Molecule: messenger RNA, 2088 nt
Organism: Aedes albopictus (Asian tiger mosquito)
Lineage: Eukaryota; Metazoa; Arthropoda; Insecta; Diptera; Culicidae
Exons: 4
Coding region: 486-1895 (469 amino acids)
Cellular component (GO): extracellular matrix
Source: RefSeq, a predicted model, not a curated record